AGUUAAACUUGAAGCAAGUUAUGAGUUGACUGAAAAUAUGAACGCAGAACUAACCAAUCCUUGUGAUAAGACAAUGUUUAACUAUUCUGGUGAACCUAUGGUGGAGAUACCUAAGAAAAUAGAUCCAAAUAAAACAUCCCAUUCCAAUAAUGUAACUGACACUACAUCAAAUAAGUCGGGAAAAAUAAGCAGAUGUAGCACAAAAUAUCCAGAUAAUAAGUCUCCUUGCAGUGAUAUUAUUGAUACCUCGUUAAAUUUUUCCGGAGGUUUACUGGCACAGAACAUGAUAUGUGCAAAUGAAACUUCUUGCCCCAGUUAUAUUACUGAAAAAACUUCACAUCAAACUAGUGGACAUAAUAGAGUUAACGCUGUAGAUAAACCUUGUUCAUGCAAUGUUUGUGGUAAGAGUUUUAAUUACUCUAGUCAGUUAAAGUUACAUGAAAAAAUACAUAAUGGUGAAAGACCGUAUUCAUGCAUAGUGUGUGGUAAGAGUUUCAAGUACUCGUGUAAUUUGAAGAGACAUAAUAGAAUUCAUACCGGUGAAAAACUAUUUUCGUGUAAUGUUUGUGGUAAGAGUUUUAACCAGCCUGGUUAUGCCAAGUCACAUUAUAAAAGAAUGCAUACUAGUGUUAACCUUUAUUCGUGCAAUGUUUGUGGUAAGAAUUUCAACCGAUCUGGUGAUUUGAAUAGACAUAAAAAAAUUCAUACCAGUGAGAAACCUUAUUCGUGUAAUAUUUGUGGUAAAGGCUUUAUUUACUCUAGUCAGUUAACGUUACAUGAAAUAAUACAUAAUGAUCAAAGACCGUAUUCAUGCAAAGUAUGUGGUAAGAGUUUCAAAAACUCGGGCACUUUGAAGAAUCAUAAUAGAAUUCAUACUGGUGAAAAACCUUUUUCGUGUAAUGUUUGUGGUAAGAGUUUUAACCAGUCUGGUGAUGUCAAGACACAUUAUAAUAGAAUACACACUAGUGAGAAAUUUUUUUCGUGUAAUGUUUGUGGUAAGAGUUAUAACCAAUCUGGCGAUUUAAAGAAUCAUAAAAUAAUUCAUACCGGUGAAAAACCUUAUUCGUGUAAUAUUUGUGCUAAGAGUUUUUAUUUUUCUGGAUCUUUAAAUAGACAUUAUAAAAUUCAUACUGGUAUUAAACCUUAUUCAUGCAAUAUUUGUGAUAAGAGAUUCAAUGAAUCAAGCUGUUUGAAGAAACAUAAAAGAAUUCAUACCGGCGAAAAACCUUAUUCGUGCAAUAUUUGUGAUAUGAGAUUCAAUGAAUCAAGUUGUUUGAUAAAACAUAAAAGAAUUCAUACCGGUGAAAAACCUUAUACUUGUAAAAUGUGUGGUAAGGGUUUUAAACGGUCUGAUGGUUUAAAGAAGCAUAAAAUAACUCAUAUUGGUGAUAAUCUUGUUCAUGCAGAAUAUAUGGUGUGAGUUUUUUAACGCCGUUAUUAAUUUAUUCAUUUCCUUCUCCUAUCACGCUCUAUAUCCCCCCACUUUGCUGCACCGCCACAUGGUGGCACUGCGUCAUUUGCAACGGCGUCAAUCUUUGCCGAUGUCGUCACAGUGCGCGCACUCAUUUUUAGACUAAGUGACGGGUUCACUUGGUAUAAAAACGAGAACUCCGCUCGCAACUCGCAAAUUAACGCGCUGCGAAACGAAUUGUAAAGAGCUUCAUCAGGUUGGUUUCCUAGUCCUGUCAUAUCAUGUCCACUUCGCAAGAAGUCUGCUGAACUGUAGACAGUGGUCAUGACAGAGUUGUAACCAAUAUGUUUAUUUGAAGACAAAAGAAUACAUAAUUGCUGACAAAUAUUAUAAUGUUGUGUAUGAGUUAAGAGUUACACCCAAUUACACAGUUAAAGAAGUGUCAAUCGAUAUACAGCUUAAAAACGAGAAAUUAGAUAUAUUUGAUUCCGCUUAACUUGGAUGAUAAACGACCAUAAAAGCGGUUAUUAUAAUAUUUGAAUUAAAGUGGACUGUAUAUAGAAGGCUCGUAUUUCGUCUGUAGAACCAAACAGAUAAGGUUAAUUUAAUAUAAAAUCCACAAACAACCUAACAUUUAAAUAAUUAACUGUAAAAUAAAAUAGAUCCAUAUUUUAAGCUUCUAUGAAUAAAAAAGAUAUGUACACUUCUACCGAUACGUAUGUGUGUGUGCAAGUCACACACACAUACGAAACUGAAAAGUAUUGAAAUAAUAAAGAGUCGCUUCAUGUAAACUGUAUAUUUAUUUUAUUUUUAUUUAUUUAUUAGGAAGUCUACGUGCUUACAACUUAAUCUACGGAUACAUUUAAAAUUCUUUUAUAAUGUUGUACCUACACUCCUAGUCCAGUCAUUUAAGGUUAAAUUAGGUAAGAAUCUCGGAAUCUGAUAUACCCAGCUGUAAGUCUGUAAAUACUUGUAUAUUGACACCCUAAAAGUUGUCUCAAAACCUACAUAUGGUAGGGUGUACGCAACUAUUAAAUUUCAAGGUCAAAGGUCACAAAAAUCGGUUUUUUGCGCUUUUUUUUGUAAAUAUCUCAUUUCCUAUGGGUUUUUUGCUAUUUGUGUUUAUUUCAAUAUUGUAGAAUACAAAAUUCUCUACAAAUUUUGUUUGAAAAAUUUUUUAUACGGUGAACCGUUUUCAAGAAAGAGAACGGAGAGCGCGCGUUUACAGCAUCACUUCAGGACAACCGGUGCCUCCGGUCGAAAACGCGCAAUAUAUAGUUGAUGAACUAUUAAUAAAUCCAUGAUUAUAAAUAUUUUUCAAUUUUUAUUUGCUAUUAUGUAGGUUUUGAGACAACUUUUAGGGUGUCAAUAUACAAGUAUUUACAGACUUACAGCUGGGUAUCUCGAAUUCCGAGGUGAACUUACUAUAAUGACUGGACUACUCCACUUUUAGGCUAACUCGACAUGCUUAAUAGGUAUUAUACAUUCUUUGUUAAACUAAAACUUUUUACUUUGUGUAGGUAAAACAAUUUUGAUAAAAAUUUAACAAAAAUAAAGACACAAGCAAAAGCCUGAUAAAAGAUAACUAUGUUAUUUUUUGAUUUAAAAUGAUUUUAUGUAUAUAAAUACAUAAAAAAAGAAAUAGUGAGAUAAGGAAACCUUGUGGUCUGAAAGAAGAUGUUGAAGAUGGCGAAAAUAGAGAAAGGUAUGCUGAGAUGGUUUGGACAUGUCGAGAGAAUGAAUGAAGAACGAUUGACGAAGAAAGUGUAUAAGGCCAGUGUGAAUGAAAGUGUUGGAAGGGGUAGACCUAGGCGGACGUUUCAAGAUCAAAUCAGGGACGUCUUGAAAAAAGGCCAGGUCAAGAGUACCCUAAACCGGAGAGCAUGUAUGAAAGGAAUAAUGAAAGUGGACGAAGCGAAACAAGUAUGUAAGGAUCGUAGCAAGUGGAAAGAAGUGGUCUCUGGCAACCCCUACGGGAAAGAGGCGUGAUUUUAUGUAUGUAUGUAUAAAAAAAGAACUAGGAUUAUUGAAAACAAUUCAAAUUAUAUCUUUUUCAAUGAGUAUUUUAAAUCAGGGGUAGGCUACGAGAGAUUUAGAUGGAUAUAGAGUAUCAGGAUAAAUGUAAGGUUUACUAUUUUUAACCAAACUUAAAAAUUAUUUAAUAUUUUUAUGUAAACAAUUAUAUUACUUAAAUAACAAGUUCUGCAGCUUUAAGCAAUAUAAGCUGCAGAAUAUCUAAAUGAUCGGACAGCCUGGGACUAGAUUGUGAUUAUUUUAUAGAAACUGUACAAUAUUGUAUAUUUUUAUUGAAAAGAGCGCAAAAAAAAAGAAUGCUGGGAGAGUUUCUUGCGCCGCUUCUUCUCUCUCAGAGCGCCAUUUGUUUCCGAAGCGGUAGUAGUAUCUAGUAGUAUAAGAAAUGACAUCAAAAAGAAUUCUAAAGGAAUCAAUUUUGAGAAAAUAAAUGCCUUUUACAAACCUAAUAUACGUCGCUUGCGCCAUAUAUUUUUCCAACUCCAUCUCGUGUGCUUACUAAUUUAUUGUACUUGUAACUGUCUGUACCUACAACAAAUAACAUCUAACCUUUAACGUAAUACAUUCGUAGAAAUAUAGAUCGCAGAAAUAUAAUUCGUGUAUAUUACUCGUAGCUGUAAUAGCGUUUGCCGAAAGACUCGUUCUUAAAAGAACAUAUUAUUAGAUAUUAUUUUAUAUACCGUAAUGUUAGCUCUGAUAAGAACCAUUUAAUAAAGCUGUACAUCAAGUCAUAGAAUCAUGCAGAUCACCAGUAGUCAUCUCAUCGAAGUACAAGCAUCGACACGUUCUCUUGAAGACCGCAGAUAUACUCACGUGACCAGUCAUAUGCUCCGCGUUACACAACCUCACAGCAAGGCCGAGCGUACUCUAAAGCGCGUAGAUUACAAUUCAAUCAAUUUUUACCAAUGAGCCACAGCAGUGAGUGAUCAAUGACACCCGCCCGCUGGCCGGGUCACUUUCGCUAGCAUUAGCAGUUUUAGAGCGAGAUAGAACACAUUAUAUUAUUCUUAAUUCUUAUUGAAUGAAACGUUUAACUAUUGGUCAAAAUGUAAGCUUUAGUAUUGAUGUGUAAUUUCUAAACUUGUAAAUAUUUUUUUAAUAACAAUUGUAAUUGGUUAACUAGUUUUAAGGAUUUUGUAUAAAAUCGUGAAACUAAAUUAUAUUCCUCACAUUCUUCAUACUACUCAA
This is a messenger RNA of Leptidea sinapis, 4630 nucleotides long. Its product is annotated as zinc finger protein OZF-like. Gene Ontology annotation, cellular component: nucleus. The record is from RefSeq and is a predicted model, not a curated record. Gene Ontology annotation, molecular function: DNA-binding transcription factor activity, RNA polymerase II-specific; RNA polymerase II transcription regulatory region sequence-specific DNA binding. Gene Ontology annotation, biological process: regulation of transcription by RNA polymerase II. The coding region runs from base 38 to 1420 and encodes 460 amino acids. NCBI's taxonomy places the organism in Eukaryota, Metazoa, Arthropoda, Insecta, Lepidoptera, Pieridae. The transcript has a single exon.